This is a messenger RNA of Arabidopsis lyrata subsp. lyrata, 1175 nucleotides long. Its product is annotated as 40S ribosomal protein S2-3. The record is from RefSeq and is a predicted model, not a curated record. Lineage: Eukaryota; Viridiplantae; Streptophyta; Magnoliopsida; Brassicales; Brassicaceae. Gene Ontology annotation, molecular function: structural constituent of ribosome; RNA binding. Gene Ontology annotation, biological process: translation. Gene Ontology annotation, cellular component: ribosome; cytosolic small ribosomal subunit. Bases 126 to 974 code for a protein of 282 amino acids. The transcript is spliced from 2 exons.
CCCUAAAAAUCCUUAUUGUAGCAGCUGGAGCAAUAUAUAUCACAAUUUGCCGCAACUAGGGUUUUCUCUUUCUCACAGAACGCAACACAUCGAAACCGAUUCAGCAGCUCUUAAACUCUUCGAAAAUGGCGGAACGUGGUGGAGAACGUGGUGUUGAGCGUGGUGGAGAACGUGGUGGUCACGGACGUGGAUUCGGAGGAGGCCGUGGAGAUCGUGGAGGCCGUGGACGUGGAGGCCGUGGUCGACGUGGAGGCCGUACCAGUGAAGAAGAGAAAUGGGUUCCAGUGACCAAGCUUGGUCGUCUCGUGGCGGACGGUAGAAUCAAGCAGAUAGAGCAGAUCUAUCUUCAUUCACUCCCGGUCAAGGAGUAUCAGAUCAUUGAUAUGCUCAUCGGUCCAACAUUGAAGGAUGAGGUGAUGAAGAUCAUGCCGGUUCAGAAGCAAACCAGAGCUGGUCAAAGGACUAGAUUCAAGGCCUUUGUUGUCGUUGGAGAUGGUAAUGGUCAUGUUGGAUUGGGAGUGAAAUGCUCUAAGGAAGUUGCUACGGCGAUUAGAGGAGCGAUUAUUCUCGCUAAGUUGUCUGUUGUUCCAGUGAGGAGAGGUUACUGGGGUAACAAGAUUGGGAAGCCACAUACGGUUCCUUGCAAGGUGACUGGUAAGUGUGGAUCUGUGACAGUGAGGAUGGUUCCUGCUCCUAGAGGUGCGGGUAUUGUGGCUGCUCGAGUUCCUAAGAAGGUUCUUCAAUUCGCUGGAAUUGAUGAUGUUUUCACUUCCUCCAGGGGAUCUACCAAAACUCUCGGAAACUUCGUCAAGGCUACAUUCGAUUGCCUUCAGAAGACUUAUGGAUUCCUUACCCCAGAGUUCUGGAAAGAGACGAGGUUCUCUAAAUCACCAUACCAAGAGUACACUGAUUUCUUGGCGUCUAAGGCUCUUCCGAGCAGCAAAACCGAGACUUUGGUUGAAGACCAAGCUUAAACAAUGCUCCCACCUUGUGUUCUUUUUGGAUUAUCAUCCUUCAUGAGUUAAUUUUGGUUGAACCUUUGGUAGUAUAUGUUGCUGGAUUGUGCACCUUAUGUUUUCAUCUCUUCCAAACUACUUUAUUUUUGCUCAGUUUUUUAAUUAUGGAUCUUAAUGUUCUAGCUUUGCUUUUUCUUAUGUUGAGAAAAGUUCAUUCCA